Messenger RNA from Asterias rubens (European starfish), 2095 nucleotides. Its product is annotated as homeobox protein MSX-2-like. The coding region runs from base 359 to 1327 and encodes 322 amino acids. Gene Ontology annotation, molecular function: DNA-binding transcription factor activity, RNA polymerase II-specific; DNA binding. Lineage: Eukaryota; Metazoa; Echinodermata; Asteroidea; Forcipulatida; Asteriidae. The record is from RefSeq and is a predicted model, not a curated record. The transcript has 3 exons. Gene Ontology annotation, biological process: regulation of DNA-templated transcription.
GCUCUCAUUCGCUGAGAUGAGUCGACUUUAACGAGGAGUUCAGCCAAGCCUGACAUCUCACAGGGAAAAAGAUCUCAUAAAAAUAAGGCUAAGUGUUAAAAACACGUAUUGCAUUUUUAAACUGCGGCACUUCUCUGCAAAAUGAGUACUCGAUGAAAACCAUUGCGUUAUGUAAGUCCUAUUUAGUCGCUGCCAAACAGAAAAACGCAGAUUCCUUUUUUCAAGGAUGAAUAUAAGGACAAACAUUUUAUGUCUUAGUGAUUAGUUCAAACUGUUUAAUGAUUUAAGCAACAAGUCUGAUAGUUAGUGAGCACUUAUCUUUUAUCAACGGAUUGUCUUCAAGGAAAUUAUAGAAACAAUGGAAGUGAGCAUCAUGAACGCUGAUGACAGUUUCUGUAGCACGGAUGCCAAUUUAGAUCUUCUCGCACCGACACCUUCGCCGGACUCAAGCGGGCACGAGAGCGAUGAUCUCCCCACGCCGCCGCACUCCGCAUCGUCGGCCGGUAACAAGUCCUCCUUCUCAAUCGCCGAGAUUCUUGGCUCCUCAUCGGCUUCCUCGCAUACAUCUUACCCCCACCACAAGAACGAUAGACAGGUCCUGAGUCCGGACGACAGGGGUAGUCUCAACUCUCCUAUCUUGGACGGAGGAGCACACUUGGUCCGUCCCAAGGCUCUGAGGGAAACGGGGAUACCAGUCUCCGGGGUCGGAGGAGCGGGACUACCGCCCGGACAUUGGUGUGGCAGCCCUCCUGGUGCAGCAGCAUUGCAAUACGCGUAUGGUACAUCUCCCGGUAUGCCCGUUUGGUCAUCAUGGUGUCAAGCGGCCGCAUUUGGCAGACCAAAUAUUCCUGGUCCCAAACCUCUCGGUAGAAGACCGAGGAAGCCCGGGGUAGAUCGGAAACCGAGGCAGGCCUACUCCUCCAAACAGCUGGAGCGUCUUGAAGAGGAGUUUAAGGCCGACAAGUAUCUGAGUGUCAGCAAGAGACUAGAGCUAUCGAUGGCACUCAACCUCACCGAGACGCAAAUCAAGACGUGGUUCCAAAAUCGAAGAACAAAAUGGAAGAAGCAGAUGAUGGCCCGCCUGAAGAUAGCCCAGCGCCAAGGCUUGUGGACGGCACCUUUCCUGACCCCCUGGUACUCUCCCCUCGGACCUUACACGGCAGCAACGGCAGCAGCGUACGCCCCUUACCCACCACCGGGUCUCCCGGGCGGUCUUCCUCCGUCAAGUUUCACCAAGGAGGUGACAUCGGUUGGGGCAUCAUCAGCAAUGGCAUCUCAACGGCCGCUGCUAACACCUGGCACCUUACAUCGCUCGGGACUAAGCUAGACUUGUAGAUAAUUGGACUAGAUAUUAUUAUUACCACUAAAAAUAUAUAUGAAGAAAACAUGAAACAAACCUAGUCACUAAUAGAGACAUAGGCUCUUUUCGAAACCACGGCUUUAGCACCAGAUUCGGCUCAGGCUAGCUUGGCCCCGCGGCUGUUUUGACAAUAUUGCGCGUGCUAUGCGUACGUGUUCAGGGCUUCAUACAAAAGAACGGAGCCUGAAGCCGAACUCAAAGUCGAAGCCGUGGAUUCGAAAAGGGACAUAGACGGCAACCUUUCAAUAAAUCUGCAAUAUUUGUUUGAAGGAAGAGCCAGUUCAGUAUGUGUAGUUUUGUUUUAGAAACUUUUAUCCAACGAUUAAAGGUAAACCAGCGGGAUUGGUUAUCUAGGACCCGUUUCUUUAUGCUUUUUAUACGCUGUGCAAUGUUUUUUUUUUUUGUAUUUCAAUUAUUGUUCUUCCUAAACCUUUUGUCAUGAUGUUUCAAAACAAUUGAUUUUGGACUUGUAUACGGUGCUGUAGGGCUAACCUUUGCAAAGACAAUAGUUCUGGUUUCGUCAAACAUUUUCUGAAUUUUGCAGUUUUGCUGUGUUUCGCCUUUGCCUUUUUUUAGGAGCUACAUUUUUUAAACUAUAAAUUAAAGGGGAACGACAUCUCCUUUAAAUCCGAAUUACUUUUAAAAAGUGUCCAAUACUCCCGUAUGUGUAUGUCUUUGAAUCAAGAUAAGGAACAAUCAUAACGUUAGUAACGUGGUAAUAACCGAGGUGCUUAC